CAACCGCCAUAAACCUUCUCUAUAUCUCUCUCUCUUCCUCUCCAAAUCGUUCUUCUUUCAACUCUGGGGAAACUCACCGGAACCCCAUACAUCAUCGCCGUUGCUCUACCUUCGUCGGCCCGGUCUGCUCAAAUCAACAAUGGCGGCAUCUUCUUCCCAAUCGCUCAAGGAGUAUUUGAAGCGAUACGAGUCUAGCAACAACGAAGACGAGACGAAGAAGAAGAGGAGGAAGAAGCAGCAGAAGAGCAAGACGGAGGCGAUGGGGGUUAAACUGGUGGAUGAGGACCCUGUGUGGCAGAAACCGGUGAAGCUUGAGGAGGAUAACAAUUCAGGAGAUGAGGAAGAGAAGCCUCUAGUUGAUGAAGACAUUGAAGUCAAGAGGAUGAGGAGGCUUGAGUUGUUGAGGGCUCGGCGGCCUUACGAUGCUGUAUCUGCAGAUGGCAGUGGUUGGGUUACAGUCCCUCCGAAACGAGAAGUCUCCGAAGAGGCUGACUUGUCACCUCCAAGGAAGAGGCAUCAUUCUCCCUCGCCUGAGCCUGGAGUGGCUCCGAGGGAGUCGGACCUUUCGCCGCCGAGGAAGAGUAGGAACAAUGGUAAUGCAGAUCUUUCGCCACCAAGAAAGAGUAGGAACAAUGGUGGUGCUGAUCUUUCUCUACCGAGGAGGGGUAGGAACAAUGGUGAUGCAGAUCUUUCUCCACCGAGGAAGAGUAGGAACAAUGGUGAUGCUGAUCUUUCUCCACCGAGAAAGAGGAGGAACAAUGUUGAUGCUGAUCUUUCUCCUCCAAGGAAAAAGAAGCAAGCAUCUCCGGGUCCUGUAAAACAGAAGCCAAAAAGCGGUUUGAUAUCUGGCCGAGAUAUCAGUGAAGAGAUUUCUAAAACAAAGAGAGCUGAGCAGUUGAGAUUUCAACAGAUGGAUCCUUCUGAAACUGGGCAAAAUGCAGAAAAUGUUUUUCGUAAUAAGAAAACAGGUGAACGCAUGUCGGAGGAGGAGAAAUUGAAAGCAGAAAAGAAACUUGAUGAAAAGCCUAAGGAUAUAAAGUUGGAAUGGGGUAAGGGCUUGGCUCAAAAGCGGGAAGUUGAAGCUAAACUAGAAGAAUUAGAACGUGAGAAGGAGAAGCCAUUUGCACGGACUAGGGAUGAUCCAGAACUUGACAAAAUGAUGAAGGAAAGAGUAAGAUGGGGUGACCCCAUGGCACAUUUGGUACAGAAGAAGUAUCCUGAAGCAGUUCUCCGGAACCUAGGGGAUAACGAGAAAAUGAAGGAAUCUGGAUUUAUCAUCCCUCAGGAAAUUCCUGCUCAUAGCUGGUUAAAAAGAGGAUUUGAUGCUGCACCAAAUCGGUAUGGUAUAAGACCAGGGAGACAUUGGGAUGGAGUUGAUCGCAGCACUGGAUAUGAGAAACAAUUUUUCAAACGAACAAACGAGAAACAAGCUACUCAGGCGGAGGCUUAUCUCUGGUCCGUGGCAGAUAUGUGACCGGCACCGCAUUUGCAUUUGUAUUCCUAUGUAAAGGCGCGAAGAAUUUGCUGGACCUUCUCAUACUAAUUGAUGACUGUAAUGCUCGUUUGAGCAUCUCUAUUUGCUCUUUAUACCGAUUGGUACUCCUUGCCUAAUCGAAAGUGGGUUCUCACAGUCUCACUUCAGUCACUCGACUCACUUGUACAUAUAACUUCCAUAAGCCUUGUUUCUUGACUUCUUCAGUUGAUAUCAAACUGUCGACCCA
Molecule: messenger RNA, 1721 nt
Organism: Argentina anserina (silverweed cinquefoil)
Lineage: Eukaryota; Viridiplantae; Streptophyta; Magnoliopsida; Rosales; Rosaceae
Exons: 8
Coding region: 140-1474 (444 amino acids)
Biological process (GO): mRNA splicing, via spliceosome
Cellular component (GO): RES complex; U2-type spliceosomal complex
Molecular function (GO): RNA binding
Source: RefSeq, a predicted model, not a curated record